Molecule: messenger RNA, 1200 nt
Organism: Salpingoeca rosetta
Lineage: Eukaryota; Choanoflagellata; Craspedida; Salpingoecidae
Exons: 9
Coding region: 1-1200 (399 amino acids)
Biological process (GO): mitotic intra-S DNA damage checkpoint signaling; homologous chromosome pairing at meiosis; double-strand break repair involved in meiotic recombination
Cellular component (GO): nucleus; condensed chromosome
Molecular function (GO): DNA polymerase binding
Source: RefSeq, a predicted model, not a curated record
AUGAGUAAGAAGAGUGAUGAUGUGAAGGACAACAUCACAACCAUUGCCAACAACACCUGCUUCAUCAGCACACCGUCGUUGGUGCCGGCCAUCCUAGACGCAUUCUCAGACCUCAAUGUGGCGCAGGCGUGCCUGCGCGAGAUCUGCGACCACGUGUUGAGCCAGCUUGGAUCGUACAGUACAGCGUGCCUCCCAAUCGUCAUCAAGUUUCUCAUGCAGCAAGGUGGUGGCGCGGAUGGAAUGGAUGUGAAUGCGCUGACAGCGAACAUGAUCGCUGACUCCUCCACCAUGCACACGGCCAGCACCAACAACGGGCACCAGAACGCCCACCGCCGCGGCGCGGAGACCACCGUCAUCAAGCUUGCAAGCACGGGCCGGCUCACCGCCGAGGUGGACGCAGCCAUGCCUGUGCUGCUACUGUCGCUGGCCCCAGAUGACCCGAAGCUGCUGCACCCGUUUGCGCUCAUGCUGAACGGCAUCCUGGACUGCCUGGGCAACCCGCACUUCAUCCACAUUCGGCAGCUCUUCCGUAUCCUGACCACGCUCACGUUUGACCGCCAGCGCACCGCAGCCGCAGGCCUCAGAGGAAGAUGGUGUCUGUCUCAAUUCAAUGAAGAGCUGAAAUGCAUCGGCACCAUCGCUGCCAUCACCGUCACCCGCACCUGGCUCGCUCUUGCCAACGCCGCAGACAUCUCCAUCGACGGCAACCAUCUCUCCUCGCUGUUGCAGGCCUUGCAGCUCAUCUAUGCCGACAACACCAACAGCCAUCAAGAGCAAGCACACCUGUCAGGAUGCGUGAACGGGCACAGCGGACUCACCAUCGACCACCGCUGCCGACGGCCGUUUGGGUUCAGGUCGCUCGCCGACCCCGGCAUGUGUGAGGGCCGCUGGAACCCCAAGCGCACGCUCCAGCACGACAACACACGUCAACACGAUUGUGGUUUGCGCAGACGGACGGGUGUGCCCCAAACACGGGUGGCGUGUUCUAACGUCUCGCCCGAGGACACGCGCGCGCGCGAGGUGGGCAAGGGCACGCACGUGGUCGUCAGCCAGAAGACGCUGCAGGCCCCCGUUCGAGAUGAAGCUGCAGCUGCCGUCGGGGAUUGCCGCCGAGUUCGCGGGCAUGAUGCGCAGCAAGACCGACGUGGAGACAAGAUAGCGAAAACGCGCUGCCGGAACGCGGACCUUUCACGUUCCUGA